Pecten maximus is the source of this 7835-nucleotide messenger RNA. RefSeq names its product transmembrane protein 189-like. Lineage: Eukaryota; Metazoa; Mollusca; Bivalvia; Pectinida; Pectinidae. The coding region runs from base 35 to 880 and encodes 281 amino acids. The record is from RefSeq and is a predicted model, not a curated record. Gene Ontology annotation, molecular function: oxidoreductase activity. The transcript has 5 exons.
GUUCACAGUAGGCUGUCAGGAUAAACCGGGGAAGAUGGUGCUAAAAGAAGAGGAUAUAAUCAGAUAUUCUAUGACCGAGGAGGAUCCUAACUCCAAUGCUCAGAUUGUCACUGCAGAGGAAGUUUCCGCUCCAAGAUGGGGACCACAACAUGCAGGAGCACAGGAACUGGCCAGCCAGUACACAAAAGGCAAGCGUAUCCAGGAGACCAUAUGUAUAGUGAUCAGCACCAUAUUGAUUGCCUACAACUUUGUCAUGUUGUGUUGGAAUUUCCAGCCCGAUCUGUGGUACUUUAUCAUUGCAUACGCAUUCCUGGGAAUUUUGACAGCAGAUUUCCUGAGUGGACUAGUUCACUGGGGUGCUGACACUUGGGGCUCUGUUGAUCUACCCAUUAUAGGAAAGGCAUUCAUCCGCCCAUUCCGGGAGCAUCACAUCGACCCCACCUCCAUCACAAGGCAUGAUUUUAUUGAGACCAACGGGGACAACUUCUCAGUGACCAUCCCAUUGAUGGCAUACACUGCAUACAAGUUCCUGACAUACACUCCUGAACAAAUCCGGGAAACUUACACUUUAGAGUGCUACCUCUUUCUACUGACUAUCUUUAUAAGUGUCACUAAUCAGUGUCACAAAUGGUCCCAUACCUACUUCGGCCUUCCACGAUGGAUUACACUUCUGCAAGACCUUCACAUUGUGUUGCCACGAAAACAUCACCGCAUCCACCAUGUGGCACCUCACGAGACUUACUUCUGUAUAACCACUGGCUGGCUUAAUCUACCCCUGGAGAAACUCCGCUUCUGGAGCACAUUCGAGUACCUUAUAGAGGCCACAACAGGCUAUAAGCCCAGGGCUGAUGACCUCAACUGGGCCAAGAAAAGGAGAUGAUGGAAGUUCUCCAUUAAUAUAUAAAGCUUAUGUUAAGUUUAACAUUUUUCAGAUUAAUUUUAUUCUUUAUUUCACAAUUUUACACAAUCAUCUCUCAUAAUUUUUUUUCUCAUCGUUUAUUACUUAUUUUCUGACCAAUUUGGCAUAUAAUGAAUGAAAGUAUAUAAUAUUUAGGUUUUAUUUUUUAAAAAGAUGUCUGUGGAAGAUAACUGUUGCCUUUUAAGGAUGAAUUCAAUCAAAACGAAGUUUGUAAUACAUAGCAUGCUCUGUUUCCUCAUAAUCGUGAUUUCAUCUUAAAAAUUUGAUCAUAGAUUUAUAAACCUUCAUUAAUUAUUACAGAUAAAAAACAUGACAAAAUAAUUUUCAAAUUAGCUAGAGAUUUUGUUUUCUUCCUUUUUAGUUAAUGAAAAAAAGAUAUGUAUAAAGUUUUGAACUUGAUAUGUAUGCAUUAUGUAACAAAACAAACCUUGCAUUUUGUUGUAUGAACAAUACACACACAUAAUUCAAAAAUAAUUGUAACUACUAACUACUUAACAUGACUAUAUUGAAUGAAGUAUUACUGAUAAAGUUAGAAAAUCUUUAAACAAUAUUUUAUUCUGUAGUCGUUUCAUAUACAAGUCACUAGUAGUGGGAAAGUCUGUGAAGAGUUGAGGGUUUAGACAACUGUAGAUCUGAGUCAGUGCUGGUUUGAGACAACUUAAGUGUUGUGUUAGACUCACAAUUUACACUGAAAGAUAAAAUUAAAAACUUCCACAUACAAUAUAAAAUGAAAUUUGUGAAAUGAUUGUUUGAUGAAGACAGAUUUUGUUGGUUAAGUUAUAAGUUGCUUAAUUGUGACCUUUAGUUUGUGUAGGUUACCCUGUGAUCUUAAGUGCUUAAUCAAUCAAUUGUAGAUUUGUAUCAUUGUUGAUUUAUGUUUAAACACAUAAUUUGUCUUUUAAAUCAAAACAAUUUCACUGCUAUUUUACAACUUUCAAUGCUGUGUUAUAAUGGUAUAUUUCAUGUAGUGCUGACCCAAACAUUCUGUUUGAACAUUUGAUGAUUUGAAAUGUUCUAGUUUAACAAAAAAUAGAUUAUAACCAGGUAAGAACAUCUCUAUACAGUGAACUUACAUUAUUGCACAGUUGUUGUAGUAGUACAACUAAAAGAGGUAUCUUGAUUUGUGCAGAAAAUAUCUAUAUAGAAAAGUGCUAUGUUGAAGAAAUUCUAAUGCUUCAAAUUCAAAUUAAAAAAUAUUCAUUUCUAUAUUCUGAAUAUGAUAAGUAUUUACAUGUCUCUAAGAUAUAAGCUGAUCUACCUUGUAUAGCUUAAAUGUUUUCGUCCCUUGUACAUCAUUAUUGGCACAACAUCUGGUGUCUUGUCUUAACUGCUAAGCAAUACCAAGGGGAGAUAACUAGGAUACAUCGACCCUUGUCCUCCCCUUUCUCUUUGUCUAUUAACACUUGAAUACUGCUAUUUUUUCAGAUGUUAUUUCAAUGUUAACUUCUGAAGUGGAGAUCAAUCCAUCUUUUGUUGUUAGGAAAUCAAAAAUGUGGUGAAUCAUAAAAGGCCAUUGAUUCACUAUCAUAUUCAUCCUUUAAUUUCUAUUUUUUAUCGAUUUCACAUACCAUCUAUAUCAUAAUAUAGGUUUAAUAAAUCAUCAAGCUAUUUAUAUAUUGUAUAAUUCUUUCUUUGUAUAUUUUCAAAUAUAUUGUCACCUUUUGAAAUACACCCUUAAUACAUACGGCCAAACAACAUUGCACCUAUUCAUGUUUUAACAUAAUUACGAUGGAUAAUUAAAUUUUGAUACACUACUAAUCUACACUUAGAUGUAAUUUUGAUAGGACAGUAUUUGUUUAUUGAGUUGAAAUAAAGUAAAUCCAUCUGUUAUGAGAUACUGAAGUGAAGAUAAAUCAAAGAAAUAUCCGUCCUCUCCUAAUCAUGUUAUAGCUUACAAAUAAUAUCAAAAAUUUUCUAAAAUUGCUAUAUAUGGAAAUUAAUUGGAAUUAUAAUUUCAUCAUUUUUCUUUGGGUGUAAAUCAAAAUUUAUUAGAGACAACCUACCUACAAUUCUGAGUGUGCUGAUCGAUACAAAUAUACAUUGUAAAGUGAUCCAUCCAUUGGUUUUUUUCAUCAAGUCGUUAGCCUCAAACAUUUUAUUAUGACCAUCCCAUGUUAAAUUAAUUUUCUUUUUGAAAUAUUUUUGAAUGAACAAGUUUUCAUUGAAUCUAUUUUCAUUGAUAUGAAAUUUAUGAGCUGAUAUCAGUAAAAGACAUGAUAGUACAUUGUAUUUUUGUUAAUGGAUUAGGUUACAUUGCUCUCACUUGUUGGUACUCUAUGUACUGUAGCUGAAGGUCAUUCGUACAUCAUUUAUCUUCCAGUUUGUUUUUAUUUUAAUACCUCGAGUUAUCCUAUGGACCAUUUACUUACAUUCAGACAUGACUCUGAUUUAAUAAUAUGAUUUUAAAAUUUACGUCUAAAAUAACAUUAAUGUAUAUGUACAACAAAAUUCUCUACAUCUAAAAAGCACAUUUUUUAUACAAAGUCCACAAUGUAUAUCUUUACAGUAUAAAUUGGUCAAAGCCUAAAGUGAAAUAUAUAUUUAGUGUAUCACAAUAAUGUAUUACAGAAUCACACAAAAUUCAAAGUAAAGUAUGUCAUACAAAACAUAUAAAGUCUAAAGUAAAUCAUGAAAAACAAAAUCAUACAAAGUCCAAAAUAAAUUAUGUAAAAUAAAAUCAUACAAAGUCCAAAGUAAAUUAUGUAAAAUAAAAUCAUACAAAAAUAUUACAGGUUUCUCUGGCCUAGAUCUGAUAAAACUGAUGACCUCACACUGAUGACAUUCUUACAUAAACAAUGGUGACACAGAUAGUUGGAUUAGAUCUAUACAGACACAAAGUCCAGAGUUCACAUGUACUAUAAAAUGAUAGGCUAGUAUACUUACCCUGGUAUCUAGGUUAGGGCAGAGUGGAUGUUACCUUAGCGAUAGCAGCAAUCUCAAUGGACCAUGAUAAACUUUAUACACAUGUGAUACAGGAAUAAACAUCGAACAAGAAUUUUGUGUGUACAAUAUAGUUACUGUAUAUUUCUACUACACAGUCAUUGACAUGUUCCUAUUAAACCAGCUAUCAACACGGUAAUGUUGGUGUAGUUGACAUUAUAUCAUUGAUAAACGAGAACAGCUGUCUUUGUGUUUAGAUCCUACAAUGGAGAAGUGAUAUCCUAUAGACUUACAUUAAGGGCUCUCAUGCUGAUGGCAGGGUCCUAAAUAAUUGUGACACUGAUAACUUGUGUAGAAUUGUAUACCCUUGAUGAAUACUGACCCAAGUUUUAUGUUUGGCAGUAGAAUCUUGUGGACAUUUAUAUGUAUAGCAGUAAUAUGCUUGUGGUGCAGCUCCUGGAGACUGCUUAUCUUUUGAUGUAUUUGUUUUGGGUGGUACACUUGUUAAAUGUAUAAUAUAUAUAUUGUAGAUGUUGUUAUGAAUUAUUCGGUGUGAGUUUGAUUAUUUUACAGAUUGAAUCAGGUGGAUAUAUAUUAUGUGUAGUGGCAAGAUUAUUAUACUGUUGAUUGACUGUUAUUACCAAUUUGUGGGAAUGUCUAAAAAGUCUUUUACCCCCAAAUCAGUUGUAGAAUUUUAUACCACAAAGCCAAUGUCUGACACUUAGACGUUUUCCUGAGGAUGCAGUAAUCCAAUUCCUACAUUGUGCCAAUGACAAUCUAUUGAUGUUGAGUUGGUAGUCAGAGAUAUGAAACCAAAGAAUGUUCAAUGAGUUUAUGUAUUUAUACUUUUGGUACUAUUGUGACAUUCUCCAGGUUGGUCAAACAACCUAUCACAGUCCUGUAGGGCCAGUUAGGUUACCGAUAGUUUCACUGGACAGGUCUGCUCUAGGUAAACCAGAGUAUAGACUUUAUUUUCAUUGACAUUAUAUACUUAUUUCCAUACUUUCCUUUUCUGUUUGACGGAGUACGCUCCAGUAUAUAGCUUACAGCUAUGUACUUGUAGAGCCAUAGUAUCCUGGACCAACUGGUUUGUUUUAGAUAUGGGUGGUCAACAGUUACACGGGAGUUAACUUGACUAACAAUAUAUAGUCCUGUAUACAGUAUUUACACUGUUAACACCUAUGGUUGUAUGCUCGAUUGAGUCAUUGUUAGGUUUUGUUAAUUGACAUGUUUGCAUUAGGCUUUAUUAAUUAGAUGAUAAAUCAAUGUGUCACUUAUCUAUUGGUAGUUUUUUCCUAUAUACAAUCUUGUAUAUGGGGAUUCCCUAAGAUAAAUCGGUGUUAAUUAGAUUCUAUCCAGUAUAUAGAAUUGAUGUAAAUGUGUUAAAUUAAAAAUCAAAAAUUCUGUAAUUGUAAAAUAUGAAUAAUGACAACUACAUAUAUUAGAUAGACAUGUUAUUUCCUAGUGGUCCCACCGUACCAUUGAUAAUUACUGAUAAUUACUGAUAAUUACUGAUAAUCCACCGAUCCUCUACAUGUGUCACUAUAUUGUUAAUUCAUUUAAUACUCGAUCAGGAUUUUUUUACUAGAAGCAGUCAGUGCUGGAGGUUAUGUUGUUAGGAAUCUGACAGACAUAAUCACCUUAUAUGACCUUGAGUUGUACUGAUUGACCUUUGAUUUACUGACCAAUUGUUUACCUAAGUUCGAUUUACUGACCAUUGGUUUUUAUUUACGUCACUGGGUUUACCGGACUGACCAUUAAGCUGAUUGUAAUAUGCCCAACAUGUAUAGAUGUCAAUAAGGGAAUUUUAAGUGCCUGUGUACUUUGUACAUUGUCUAUGUAAGCAUAUUAUUUUUAAUUUUUGUAUUUAAAUGUUUGUUUUCCAUCCAAUUAAAAACAGUGAAGGAAAUGUUAAGAAUUGAUAAGAUUUUAUUAUAGAAAUGAAAUAAUUUAUGAUAUAUAAGAAUGAUGAGCAUGAUGAUGAUGACGAUAAUGAUGAUGAUGAUGAUAGUAUUGCGAGUUACAAUGACAAUGAAAAUUAGAAAAAAUGAUGGAUUAACACUAUAUUUUCAGUGAAAAAUUGUCAAUUUAUCUAUGAUAUAAACAUGUUUAUACAUCAGUGAUGUGAUCGCUAAGAUCACCUCCCAUUUGAUCGUAUGAUAUACAAUAUCGUGAUGGUACAUUGUACAUGUAUUUUCCUCAUUUUGGUCGUACCUGUUUUUAUUUCUAAAGAAAAGUGAGGGUUGUUUUUCCUUCUACAUCUCAAAAUGAAAAGUGGAUACUUUGGGAAAACACUUUGAUAUGAAAUAUGACAUCAAAAGUUAAGAUAAAAGAAACAGUUAAUACUUUAUCAAUGAACAAACAGCUAGGUAAACGAUACCUUGAAAAUGUGAUAUAUUGUUGUUCAUUAAUAUGUAUUUUAUCUAGUUUUAAAGGUGCAUGUGUUUAAUGUCUUUCAAAUAUGGCAGAUUUAUCAAUUUUAAACAAACUGUCGCUUGAUGAGAGUAUAUCAUAUAUAUGUUAUCCCCAAAACACACUUGGCUGGAAACAACAUCCCACCAUUAAGCAAACAUUGCUUACAGAUUAAUGGUUAACAUCACAAUUAUAAUUGUAAACUCAAGCAAGUAAUUGUUCAUUAUUAGUGCCCUGUACGAUGAAGGUCUGUUUACAUCAUAAUGUGUGCAUGAAAUAACAACGUACAGCACAUUUCACAAGAUAGUCUCCUAAUUUAUGUAACUUUGGCACCUAGCUUGCACUAUUAGAAAUGGAUAUUUUUUUUUUUGUUAGAUUUAAAGAAUCUUUUUUUUUUGGAAACCUGAAACAAUUUAAAUCAAAAUCUCAAUUUAUAAAGUAUCUUUAGUGGAAAUUAAAAAACAGUAACGAAAUGAUAAUUAUGAUGGUUCAGAUUUCUGCUAGUAGGGCAUAAUGCCUAACUAAUGACUUACUAAUUACAACAGUAAUUGUCAAAAACGGAAGAUGGCACCAAGAUUUCCUGAUAAAUUUGUUGAAAAUGAGAUAUCUACAUAAUUUUGUAUCAGUCAUGACAGAAGCUUUAAUUUGUACAGGUAUGUUAUUCACACUUCUUGAGAUCAUAGGUCAUCUAGUACUUAAUUAUCUAUAUCUCAAUUCAAUUUUUUUUUUUUUUUAAUAUUUGUUCUAUGAAUUAAAGCACAUUUCAUUUAUAAUUUAUUUCAAUUUUUAAUCCUUCCUCUUCUUAUUCUUUCAUAGAGUUUGUUUUAUUUUGGUUUUAAAAAACACAAUGUCUGUGGAAAUUUGGUCAGUUGUUAAAUAAUAGAGGAUAUAUAUGUGUGUUACAUGUCCUGGUUACAUGUGGUAUGUAUAGGCUUGGUACAGGUAUUUGUGUUGGUUGUAGAAUGGAACACAAUAUUGUGAUAUCGGCCAUAGAUAUGUGCCUAUAGCUGUACUGUAUCCAGGUAUUAACUGUGCUUGUGUAAGAGGCUUGUUAACAAACAACAGAUACAUGUACCACUGUGGUCGUGUAUCACAAUUACACAGGUAUUAACUGUGCUCGGUAAGAGGUGGCAUGUUAACAAACAACAGAUACCAAUGUGGUCGUGUAUCACAAUUACACAGGUAUAAACUGUGCUCGGUAAGAGGUGGCAUGUUAACAAACGACAGGUACCAAUGUGGUCGUGUAUCACAAUUACACAAAAAUAAUGCUUAAUGUUUAGCAUAUCACACUAGAGAGGAAGUCAUUAUAUUGCUAUGAAAUUGUGUGUAGGUUGCUUACGAACAUCAUCAAUAUCUGCUGCUAGUGACAAAUUUUAUUGUACCUCUCUAAAAGCAACCUGUAUAUACAUGAAUCAUGCAUUGUAACAAAAUCUGGACCAGAUAAGUUGUGGCUUUGAUUAUUGAUUGACCUUGACCUUAAAGGGUUAAAUUUGAGCGCCUGUUACACAAGCGUGCCCAAUUGUUACUGUGAAUGUGUAGAUCUGUAUGAAGUAUAAAUGAAAUGUGAUUUGUUUGCUUCUGUGAACUGUAUUUCUUAUGUAGUAAAAGUCUUGUAUAAAGCAAA